Cordyceps fumosorosea ARSEF 2679 is the source of this 4314-nucleotide messenger RNA. RefSeq names its product ATPase, P-type, phospholipid-translocating, flippase. The record is from RefSeq and is a predicted model, not a curated record. Gene Ontology annotation, cellular component: plasma membrane. Bases 1 to 4314 code for a protein of 1437 amino acids. Gene Ontology annotation, molecular function: ATP hydrolysis activity; ATP binding; ATPase-coupled intramembrane lipid carrier activity. Gene Ontology annotation, biological process: post-Golgi vesicle-mediated transport; endocytic recycling; intracellular protein transport. Lineage: Eukaryota; Fungi; Ascomycota; Sordariomycetes; Hypocreales; Cordycipitaceae. The transcript is spliced from 2 exons.
AUGGCGGCCGCCGACAUCUCAAACGUCGAAAAAAGGCCCGGGCCGCCUGUGAGAGCGUUUGCCUCUUCCUGUCUCUCCGGUCUUCGGGAUUCCGCCAGGUAUCUCUAUAGAACGACGGUCUGCGAGCAUAUUCUGGGGCUCGAAAGCCGCACCAGCUCGGGCGGUAGUCGACGAGUCCCUCUCAGCAUCGAGCAGGCCAAGCCGCUCACUGAUCCGCGCCGUGGCAACCAAGCGUACAUUUCCAACGACAUUCGCACCUCGCGCUACACCGUCUUCAACUUUAUUCCAAAGCAACUGUUUUUUCAAUUCACUCGCGUUGGAAACUUUUACUUUCUCUGUGUCGGCAUACCUCAAGUGGCUGGCCUCUCCACCACCGGAAGCUACACCACGAUCCUGCCCCUGCUCUUCUUUGUGCUGCUCACUAUUGUCAAGGAAGGCUAUGACGACUAUAGGAGAAGCCGUCUCGACAAGAUUGAAAACUCCAGCUUCACCACGACCCUGGGGCGCAAGGACCAUUACACAGAUAGGAUUAAGUCUGCGCCUUCAAUUCAAAAAUGGAACCCGUUCCAUGUCGCGACCCCGACGCAACCCCCGAUUUUGCCAAAGGAUGUCUACGAGGGCACUAAAUGGGUCCCUAUUCGCUGGAGCAAUCUCAAGGUCGGAGAUGUCAUACGGCUGAAUCGUGAUGAUUCUGUACCUGCCGAUAUCGUGCUCCUCUGGACCAGCGACGAGAAUGACGUCGCCUACAUCGACACUAUGGCCCUCGAUGGCGAGACCAACCUCAAAAGCAAGCAGCUUUCCUCGGCGCUCAGCGGAUGCGGCACCAUUGAGGGUAUCGCCAACUGCAAGGCCACCUUCGUCGUCGAGAACCCAAACCCACAACUCUUCAAUUUUGACGGCUCCGUGUCUGUCGACGGCAAAAGUGUGCCUCUCACCCUCAAUGAGGUGAUAUAUCGAGGCAGUGUCGUGCGAAACACGACCGCCGUUGUCGGCAUCGUCAUCAACACCGGAGAAGAGUGCAAAAUUCGCAUGAACGCGAACCAGAAUCCCGUCGCCAAAAAGCCAGCCCUCGAGAAGAUCGUCAAUUGCGUCGUGGUUACCCUUGCAAUUUAUGUAGUUGUCGUGUCCCUUGGCCUUUUUUGGGGCCACGUUCUUUGGCGAAACCGUUAUCUGGGCAAUGCGUGGUUUCUUCCUCGUAAAGACUUCCGCGCUUACGAAAUCGUCGUUCCCUUCAUCAUCAUGUUCAACAACGUCGUCCCGCUUUCUCUGUAUAUCUCGCUGGAAAUCGUCAAAGUUGGGCAGCUACUGCUCCUCAAUUCAGAUAUUGGCAUGUACGACGAAGAGACCGACACGCCUGCUAGAUGCAACACCAACACAAUCUUGGAAAACCUUGGUCAAGUCGGCUACAUCUUUUCCGACAAAACUGGAACCCUCACAGACAAUAUCAUGAAAUUUCGCAAAAUCAGCGUUGCGGGGACCGUGUGGCUGCACGAGAUGGACUUGGUGGAAGAAGACGAGAAUACAACGACUAGUCUUGGUGAUUCAAGUCGAGAACCUUCGCUAUACAAACCUGACCCGAUUCCAACUUCACCGUUGAGCCCGUCCUACAUGAAAAAUCCCCUGUCACCGCGCAUUUCCACGGGGGCCCGCCCCUCCAUGAGUGGCCGGCGCUCGUCCUCUCACUGGCGUUCUACUGGGCGCCCCGAUCACGUCCAGCCAGAAGUCAACACCGCCGACUUGCUGCACUACAUUCAGCUGCGGCCCCAUUCUGCUUUUGCUCGGAAAGCCAAGCAAUACAUCCUCGCAAUGGCUCUUUGCCAUACCUGUCUACCUGAGUACACCGAUGGCAAGAUUGAGUUCCAAGCUUCAUCUCCCGAUGAAUUGGCGCUCGUCCGCGCAGCCCAAGACAUGGGCUACUUAGUCGCCCAGCGAACGGCUAAGCACGUCACUGUCCAAAUGGCACUGGCUAACGGCCAGCUCGAGAGACAGACGUAUGAAAUCCUCGACAUAAUCGAAUUCAGCAGCAACCGAAAGCGCAUGUCUAUUGUCCUUCGCCGCCCGGAUGGCCGAGUCACUGUCAUUUGUAAGGGAGCAGACUCUGUUAUUCUCCCCCGUCUGAAGCAGUCAUCCCUCGCCAUGCAGAAAGCCACCGAAAUCCGCGCGAGCGCGGAUCUGGAGCAUGAAAUGCAGCGCCAAAGUGAACAACACCAGCCCAGAAACAGCUUUGGAGGCAGGCCCAGUCUGACUGUCAGACACACCGCCAGCUACAAGCCGGAACCGAGCAUACGACGUGCAGUGAUGCAUCGCAGCAAGUCCUUCGAGCUUAGAAAAUUCGUGAGAAGCUCUGAAGACGGGACCCGAGCUGGAGCCUCCACGCGAGGCCUGUCCAUGGAUAUUAACCGCGGACAUAUCCGUACGAGCGUGAAUCCGCAGCACGCCCAGCUUCCAGAGAACCUACAAUUCCUCGACGACCCAAGUAUCCACGACGACUCUGAAAUAUUCUCCAAGUGCUUCAAACAUCUUGAUGACUUUGCCUCUGAGGGACUCCGAACUCUACUGUUUGCACAAAAAGAUAUUUCCGAGCAAGAUUAUCGCGCGUGGAAAAAGGUGUACGACGAUGCGACGACGAGCUUUGACAAUCGACAGGAAAUGAUUGAAUCCGCCGGCGACAUGCUUGAGCAGGCAUUUUCUUUGGUCGGAGCCAGUGCGAUUGAAGACAAACUACAAAAGGGUGUUCCAGAGACGAUUGAGAAGCUCCGACGGGCCAACAUCAGAAUUUGGAUGCUCACUGGUGAUAAACGAGAAACUGCCAUCAACAUUGCCCAUUCAGCGCGACUUGUCCGCCCUGGUUCGGAUAUUUAUAUCUUGGACGUUGCCAAGGGUGCUCUCGAAUUCCAGCUGAUUGCCCUCACCGAGGAUCUCCAGGCAAGCACGCACCACAGCGUGGUCGUCAUUGACGGGCAGACUCUGGGAGCCGUCGAAGAGUCGCCAACACUGUCGAAGCAGUUCUUCGACAUCAUGCUAAAAGUUGACACAGUCAUCUGCUGUCGCGCGUCCCCCGCGCAAAAGGCGCUUCUGGUGCGCACAGUUCGGAACCGGCUCAGUAAGUUUGGCCUCAGCUGGCGCAAAGGCCUGACGCUUGCUAUUGGCGACGGCGCCAACGACCUGGCCAUGAUCCAGGCCAGCCACGUGGGCGUUGGCAUUUCUGGUCGUGAGGGCCUACAGGCCGCGCGGGUCGCCGACUACUCGAUCGCGCAAUUCCGAUUCCUGCAGCGUCUACUACUCGUCCACGGACGGUGGAACUACGUGCGCACGGCCAAGUUCAUCAUCUGCACGUUCUGGAAGGAGAUGUUCUUCUACCUCCCGCAGGCCUUCUACCAGCAGUACAACGGCUACAUAGCUACCUCACUAUACGAAGCGACCAGCCUCACAGUCUUCAAUACGCUGUUUACUAGUCUGUGUACGAUCUGUAUGGGCAUCUGGGAGCAAGACCUGCGGGCGGAGACGCUGCUGGCGAUCCCGGAGCUGUAUGUGUACGGGCAGCGCGACAUGGGUCUAAAUUUAGGCAAGUACUUGCGCUGGAUGCUGCUUGCGGCCGUCGAGGGCGUCAUGUUAUGGUACGGUGUGUGGGCUGGCUAUGGCUGGCAAAUGUCACAGGGCUCCCUGGAUGACGGACUGUACGGGCUGGGCACGCUCGUGUUCACGACGGGCGUGUUGUGGAUCAACUUCAAGCUGUUCGUGCUCGAGACGCACCACAAGACGGGCAUUGUGAUAGGAUCCUUCUUCGUCACCACUCUUGGCUGGUUCCUGUGGCUGGUUUUUCUCGACAACAUCUUUCCCCGGUCGGCGCUGCCCACCUACGAGAUCCGCCAUAGUAUGGGGAGGUGGGGGCGCGACCCGGCCUGGUGGAUGACGUUGUUUGCGGUGCUCAGCCUGCUGGGGCUGUUGGAGAUGACACUCAAGGUAGCCAAGCGGCACCUCAUCCUCGCGGGCGUCUGGAAGUGGCCGCCGUGGCGUGGAUCAGCCGGGCUGAGCGAGAAUGUCGAGGAGUGGGACGUGGAGAUGUGGCAGGAGUUGGAGCAGAAUCCGGCAGUGAAGGCCAGGUUGAAGCUCAUGGCACGCGAGUAUGAUGAGCAGGAGCUGGAUGGCGAGGAGGGGGGAGAGGGGGAAGAGGAGGGGGAAGAAGAGGAGUAUGGGCAGAGGGGACCGGUGGAGGAGACGAUCGAAGUGAGUGCGAGCCAUGAUGAUGAGGAGAGGGGCGAGAAGAGGAAAACGGCAUUUGUUUCUUCGGCGUGGCGUAAAUUGAGAAAAUGA